AUGCAAGAGAACGCUCCUUGGCCGUCUGACCCCAAUGGUGGCCACAGUGCCGGCAAUGGCACCGGCGGAGGUGGCAAUCGCGACGGCUUCCAGCACCAGCACCACCACCAGCAGCAAAGGGUCCAAUACGACGUGGGGGACGAGCCGCCUCUCGAGUACGGCAUCUUCGUGUCCGACAUCGCGCGAGGCGUAACAGAUCAGGAGCUCAAAGAUGCCUUCUCAUCGGCGGGACAGGUCACAGAUGCUCUCGUCGUGAAGAACAAAUUCACCGGCGAAACCAAAGGGUUUGGGUUUGUAAAGUUCGCGACGUUGGACGCGGUCCACGCCGCUCUCGACAUGGCCGUCCUGCCAUCGUUUCGAGAUGCCGUGUCGGCCCGGGUACAAACGGUGAAGGUGGUGCGAGCCGAUCCCAAGAACGUGCUCUACGUGGGCAACAUCCCGCGCGGCCUCUCCGAAGACGACGUCCGGCUCGCGCUCCAGGAGGCCACCACGACGUAUGAGGUGACCAAGUUCAAGCUGUGCACGACCCUCGAGGGCGAGUCGAAGGGCUACGGGUGGGCCACCUUCAAGGACCACAAGUGCGCCGUGCAGGGCAUGCGGCUGCUCCAGUCAACGCCCGUGUUCGGGCUCUACCUCAACGUCCACAUGGCCGAGCCGCGCACGCAGGAGGAGGACAUGCUCGCGCGCGUCAAGUCGCUGUUCGUGCGCGGCGUGUCGCCCACGACCAACGCCGAAGCCAUGAAGGCCUUCUUCGGCGACGGCUGCGAGAAGGUGGUCAUCCCCCUCGACGUCACCACACGGGCCGUGCUCGGCCACGCCUUCGUCCACUUUGCCACCCGGCAGCAGGCCGAAGCCGCCAUGCAGCGCUGCCAGAACGCCACCCUCGAGGGCGAAUCGGGCGCUGGGCACCCGGUGGUGGCUAUCGGGGCGGCUAUCGAGGACGCGGGGGUCCGCCUCAUCGCGGCGGACCUUAUCGCGGACGCGGUGGUGGUUACCGCGGCGGCUACGGCGGCCCGCCUCCACCGCCUCCGCCCUACUAUGGCGCCGCCGGCGGCUACGGCCCAGGCCUACGGCCACCACCAGCCGGCCUAUGCGCCACCGCCACCGCCAGCGGCCUACAGCUACGGCGACCCGGCGACUGCCUAUAGCCAGCCGGGCUAUCAUCCGGCACCCGCGGCGACUCCGACGCCUGCCCCCGCCCCCGCCGCUGGUGCCGGCGACGGCACGACCCCCGUCGCUCCUGCUGGCACGGGCGCUGAUGCGACGGCGGCGACAAACUACAGCCAACAGCACCAGUACAACUACUACGCGGGCGCGGCCACCAGUGCAGCGCCCGGUGCUGACCCGUACUACGGCGCCUACGGCGCCUACGACCAAUCCAGAGCCGGUCCCGCCUACGCCUAUCCGCCAGCGCCGCCGCCGGACUACACAGGCUACUAUGGAUCGCCGGCGGGCGGCAAGGCUCUGGCGCCACGAGAUGCCCCGCGCUACAACCCCUACUAG
Molecule: messenger RNA, 1503 nt
Organism: Acanthamoeba castellanii str. Neff
Lineage: Eukaryota; Discosea; Longamoebia; Acanthamoebidae
Product: RNA recognition motif domain containing protein
Exons: 7
Coding region: 1-1503 (500 amino acids)
Cellular component (GO): nucleus
Molecular function (GO): mRNA binding
Source: RefSeq, a predicted model, not a curated record